AUGGAAGCUUUGAGGAAAUUUGCUUUCUUUAAAAAGAGGCCAAUUUAUUGUCUGAUUGCGAAUGAAGAUAUAGCCAUUGUGUUUGUGGGACGUACAAGCAGUGGCAAAUCAUCCUUGAUAAAUGCAUUACUUCAAGACAGCCGUCUUCCCGUUAAAAAAGUUCAGACAACGAUGUGCAAAAUUCAGGUUCGCCCUACGGCUAAUGAAGAGUGGAGUGUUGUUAAAGUUGGUUGUGAAAAGCCACUGUCUGACCAAAUGAGCGAAAAGGACGUAAAGGCCCUCUUGAGUAAGAUGUCUGGUAAGUCAAACGCUGCAGAAAGGGAGAAGCUCAACAUCGACUCUCACAGUGUCAUACAAGUGAAUUGGCCUCGCCACCUCUGCACUCUACCAGAAAAUAUCGUUUUGAUAGAUACACACGGUUCUAGUGAGAGCACCGAAGGCAACAAAGUUGUCCACGACUCCUACAAGGAGGCAGAUAUACUCGUUGGUGUGAUGGAUUUUAAGUCACCUUCCAUACAUUGUAUUGCAGGUCUGCUAAACAAUGUGAAUUGCCAGUUCAAAUUUGGCUUCUUUACAAAAUGGGAAGAAGAAGAGGAGGAAAUAGAAACAACAGUCAAAGCAGGCGAGUGGCAACAAAUACGAGAGGGCUACGAAGAGGAUUUUCGGAGUCUCGUGAGUGGCAAAUGCGAGAUUUAUUUCGUUGGUGCAAAGCAUUUUAUCAAAGCAGAGGUGAGUGCUGUUAUUCCUACUGCUAUUGCUACUACUACUGCUACUGGCACUACCACUUCGGCAAAGCCAGAAGCUGCUGGCGCUGUUGCUACUACUGCUGGUACUGCUGCUGCUGCUGUUCCCAUGUUACUGGAAAAACUUUCAGGAUUUGAAAUUGGACAAACGAUAAGGAGACGUUUCGGGCCCAGUAGGUUGAAGGUCAACAGCAUAAAACAAUUAGCAUUUGAAAAUUUGAUAGGAAUUAGAACACAAUGUGAAAAAUGCAAAGUAUCGCUAUCUGAGGGAAUGGACAUGAUCGCCAAGAGUUUAUCAGAGAUAAAAAAAGAAAACGAUCGUUUGUCGGGUAAAAAGUCAAGACUGAGUAAGGAAUUAAAUCAACUAAAGGAGUGGUCGAAGAAACUAAAUGAAAGCACAAAGCGUUUGCAGGAGGUCCAAAAUGAGUUAAACAAGCUGAAGCCUGGGUUGAGAGGCAAAACCACAGUUCCUGUGGAUGACCAGACAGAAAAUCAGUCACCCGUUCAACCAGAAGACCAAGAACACUAA
This is a messenger RNA of Pocillopora verrucosa, 1272 nucleotides long. The record is from RefSeq and is a predicted model, not a curated record. Lineage: Eukaryota; Metazoa; Cnidaria; Anthozoa; Scleractinia; Pocilloporidae.